AUCCACUGUGAUCUUGACAUUGCAUGUUGUUCUCACCACAAGCUGCAUUUCUCUUUUGCUGGUGUUAAAAAAGAAAGUAAGUAUUCAAAAAAUAAGAUGAAGGUGGUGAUUCUGGUAACAUUGCUUCUUCUGCCUCUGGCCACAGCCACUGAACGUAAGGUGUUUUUGUUCCCUGAGGAGUCCGACACUGCCUAUGUGCAUGUCACACCGAAGAAACCUCUGAAUUUACAGGCCUUCACGCUCUGCAUGCACGUCGCCACUGAACUCAACAGCCAGCGAGAGACCAUCCUGUUUGCUUAUCGCACUCAACACUAUGAUGAGCUCAACGUGUGGCAAGAAAAAGGAAGACUCUCUCUUUACCUGAGAAGCAGCGGGGAUGCUGCUAUGUUUACUCUACCACCAUUGAGCGCGUUCCCCACUCACCUGUGUGUCACCUGGGACUCGAGCACUGGGGCCACUGCAUUUUGGGUGGAUGGACGCCGCAGCAUGCUGAAAAUCUACAGACGCGGCCAUCAGGUAGAUUCAGAUGGAGCUAUAGUUCUCGGACAGGAUCCUGACUCAUACGUGGGCGAGUUUGACAGUAAGCAGAGCUUCGUGGGUGAAAUUACGGACUUGGAGAUGUGGGAUAGUGUGCUGAGUGCACGUCAGAUUAAGCAGGUCUUUGAGAAACAAAACAUUGGUCUGAGUGGGAAUGUGCUCGACUGGAAUUCUCUUGAGUACAAAAUCCAUGGCAAUGUGCUUGAGGUGUCUGGGCCUAAGGCCUAGUUAAAAAGUCACUUUGUCUGACACCUGGUUCUGAAUUUCAUUUCUUUGAUUUCCAUGUCUAACUGAGUAUGUGAUUAUUAUUCCUGUCUGUGAUAAAAAUGGAUUUUUAGAGAAAUAGCAAUUUUUGUUCUAAAAGGAGAGCCCCUGUGUCUGAAAACACAUUAUAACAUGAUCUGAGUUGUUGUGUAGUUUCAUCACUGCAGAAAAACAGACGAGAAGUGUGUUAAGUUCAGUAAGUGUGUUAAGUAAUGGAUUUUGGACUGAUUUAUUUGUAAUUAUAUAAUGUAAUUAUAUUAAAUGUAUAUAUAAUUUUCUCAAAAGCAUCUUGACUCCUCUGAUACAAUAUUUUUGAAAAAUUUGUCACCUAACAGCUCUGUUCUUUUCUUAGUGUUAAUAACAAACAUGUGUUUUAGUCUGGAGGCAUUGUAGUACAGAAUCAGCGCUGGAUGAAGUGCUCAGUGGCCAACUGCUCACUUCAGAUUGUGGAGACGUUUCUGUUUUGGUUCAGUUGGACUUGAGCGGUGCAUUUGACGCUGUGAUAUUUUAAUGACAGAAUUGAAAACACAGUUGGCUGCACAUUUAUUGUUGUCCCUGCUAUAACAAACCCAAAUCAGGAAGGGCUGUUAAUUAACAUUAUAUAAUCAGGUGUGUUAGUGUAACUUUUGGCUCAGUACUCUGUGUUUUGUGAAAAUAUGUAAUGUAUAGUAAUUGUGUUAUUACUCCUUACCUGUUGAUGGCGCUCUCCAGCUAGAGAUGUGUUGUGUAUAUAACCUGUGGGACAGCAGAAUAAGAGUUGAGUAAAAACAGAUGGUCACGUUAA
Molecule: messenger RNA, 1585 nt
Organism: Pangasianodon hypophthalmus (striped catfish)
Lineage: Eukaryota; Metazoa; Chordata; Actinopteri; Siluriformes; Pangasiidae
Product: pentraxin fusion protein
Exons: 3
Coding region: 97-765 (222 amino acids)
Source: RefSeq, a predicted model, not a curated record